This is a messenger RNA of Lodderomyces margitis, 1575 nucleotides long. RefSeq lists its product as uncharacterized. Gene Ontology annotation, molecular function: DNA-binding transcription factor activity; transcription cis-regulatory region binding. Gene Ontology annotation, cellular component: nucleus. The record is from RefSeq and is a predicted model, not a curated record. NCBI's taxonomy places the organism in Eukaryota, Fungi, Ascomycota, Pichiomycetes, Serinales, Debaryomycetaceae. Bases 1 to 1575 code for a protein of 524 amino acids. The transcript has a single exon. Gene Ontology annotation, biological process: regulation of DNA-templated transcription.
AUGUCACACAAUGAAUCAACAUCCAAUGUACACCUAGGUGGAACAAAAGAAAGUAAAAAACGAAGAAAGAAAUCCAAUGACGAUUAUGAAAUUAAUCAGUGGGCAGGUUUGAUCGAUGACAAGCUAGGACUGGAUGGCCAAUCAUUGGACAGCGGAAUCUCACCCACGAAGAAAAGAAAGGUAAAGAGAAGCAGUGCAAGAGAAAGCUCUGGCGAAUAUCAUGGUGCAACUCUACAACAAAGUGAUUACAAGGAGUGUAAUGGACACGGAAUAUCGCAGCCAGAAUUUGAACAACACGUGGGCAACACGCUGUUGCAAAUGAGCAACCCUGAGACUGAUAAAGUAGCCGGUGAAGAAUACCACCAGGGCCAGUAUGAGACUUACAACAGCAGCAGUUUCCCCCAUGUUAAAUCAGGAGAGUUGAAUGAAGAGCAACAAGCGAGAUUGCUUGCAGCAGCUAAUGCAAUGGUGGAGGAGGACAUGAUUCCAAUGUCCUCAGAACCUGAAACAUCCGCAGCUAAUGAUCGAUCUACUACCAAUGAGCUUGGCAACACCUCUUCAAGGCCGCAGAAAUUUGCGCAUAAAAAACCUAGUCAAGUUGGACCCCCUGACCUUCCCGAAUACAACUUUAGCGGUAUUCGAGACGUUGAUGAUUUAAUCAUGGAAACAUCGCGAAAGGCGAACGAGUGGUUUUCAACAAAAGUACCAGAAAGUAAGCGUGGGAAGCCGCGCCCAUUCACUGAUGAAGAAGAUGCAAUUGUUGACUAUUAUUUGGCGGGGUUUUGUCAUUUGAAGAAAUGGAACCGAGAUGAUUUGUGCAACAGAAUAUGGACCAAUGAUCGUACAAAGGAUAAAUUUUGGAAAAAAGCAUGCAAAGCAAUUCCGUACCGAACACAAUCUAGUAUCUACAAACACAUCAGGAGACGCUAUCACAUUUUCGAUGUAAGGGCAAAGUGGAGUCCCGAGGAUGACGAGAAACUAAAAGGCUUGGCCGUGACACAUGAGGGACAAUGGAAAACCAUUGGCGAAGUAAUGGGGAGAAUGCCUGAAGAUUGCAGAGAUAGAUGGCGUAAUUAUAUUAAAUGUGGGCCAGGAAGAACGUUACAAAAGUGGACCCAGGAGGAAGAAACCAAGUUGAUAGACAUUGUGAAUGAGAUGUUACAUAGCCUAAGAACUAAAGACGGGAAGGAUAGUGAUACCUCUAAAAUUAAUUGGACAGUGGUAAGUGAGCGCAUGAAUGGAGCACGCUCUCGCAUUCAAUGUCGUUAUAAAUGGACAAAAUUAAACGAGAAGCAGAACCGCAUUGCUUUACCAAGAAUGAGCUACGGGACAAAGCUUUGGCUUUUGCGAAAAGUUGCAAAGAAACGCGUAAAGUCAUUGGACAAGGUGAAGUGGCACAAGGUAAUGAAAAGUUACUUGAAAGACGAGCCAGACAACGCAGGAUGGACAAAGGAUGAAUUUGAAGCAUACUUGCGUGAUGUGAGUAAACACGAUAUCGACAAGCCUAAUUUUCUAGAUGCUGUAAAUGAAGAAGUUACAAAAUUGAAAUCGUUGUCGGAUGAAUCUAACGUGUGA